Molecule: messenger RNA, 1665 nt
Organism: Ctenocephalides felis (cat flea)
Lineage: Eukaryota; Metazoa; Arthropoda; Insecta; Siphonaptera; Pulicidae
Product: splicing factor 3A subunit 3-like
Exons: 2
Coding region: 107-1606 (499 amino acids)
Biological process (GO): mRNA splicing, via spliceosome
Cellular component (GO): spliceosomal complex; nucleus
Molecular function (GO): zinc ion binding; RNA binding
Source: RefSeq, a predicted model, not a curated record
UGUCAUUAAAUAAGCCGACAAAAUAUUUCCAAAAAAUAUAUAUAAAGCAUGUUGCUUAUUUAAUUUACUUUACAUAAACAAUUAUUUAUCUAAUUACUAAGUUAUCAUGGAGACGUUACUCGAGCAACAGCGACGUUACCACGAAGAACGCGAACGUUUAGUCGACGCAAUGGUUAAAGAAAUGAUUUUCAAGAAAACAACAGUACGUGACAAUAUAAAUUCCGAUCACAGAUUAAAAAUGUUAUUAGACCAUCACAUGAACAGUACAAAAAAUCUGAAAGAAUUAUACGAAGAUAAAGACGGCGCCCGAAAAGAUGAAGUCGCUGCCCUGUCAGGCCCAAACGAGUUCAAUGAAUUCUACAACCGUCUAAAACAAAUCAAAGAGUUCUACCGAAAGCACCCACACGAGAUAAGUGUCCCCCUUUGCGUAGAAUUCCAAGAGUUAGAUAACAUGCGUAAUAACACCUCAGAAGAAUACACAAAUCUUGUUGAGUUCACCGACGAAGAAGGUUAUGGUAAAUAUUUAGAUCUACACGAAUGUUAUGAAAAGUAUAUUAACCUCAAAAACAUUGACAAAAUCGAUUACAUAUCCUACUUAACAAGUUUUGAUCACUUGUUUGAAAUCCCGAAAGACCGUAAAAAUUCCGAGUACCGCAAAUAUUUAGAAAUGUUGCUCAAUUAUUUGCAUGAUUAUAUCACCAGGAUAAAACCGCUUUUGGAUAUUGAAAAGGAACUGAAUUCGGUUCAUAAAGACUUUAUCGAACAGUGGGAGAACGGUAGUUUUCCUGGUUGGCCCAAAGAAGCAGGUAGUGCUUUGACAAAUAUCGGAGCACAUUUAGAUUUAUCCGCGUUUUCCAGUUGGGAAGAAUUAGCAUCUUUAGGUUUAGAUAGAUUAAAAUCAGCCCUGUUAGCUUUAGGUUUGAAAUGCGGGGGUACGUUAGAAGAACGUGCACAAAGACUGUUUUCAACAAAAGGCAAAAAGUCUUUUGAUUCUAAUUUAUUAGCUAAAAACAAACAAGGAAAAGAGCAAUCCAAAGAUAAUGAGCGACAGAAAGAAAUAGCAUUUUUAGAGGCACAAAUAUAUAGAUUUUCUGAUAUUUUAAGCGAGCAAAGAUUAGCUACGAAGGAGAAUGUACAAAGAAAACAAGCACGUACCGAAGGUGAGCGUGAUGAUAGCGAUGUUGAAGCGAGCGCUAGUGAAUCAGAUGAAGAUGAUACUGAUGAUGUACCGCAUAAUCCCAAAAACCUACCGCUUGGAUGGGACGGCAAACCGAUUCCAUACUGGUUGUACAAACUGCACGGCUUGAAUAUAAGCUAUAAUUGUGAAAUAUGUGGAAACUUUACUUACAAAGGUCCCAAAGCUUUCCAAAGGCACUUUGCAGAAUGGCGUCACGCCCACGGCAUGCGUUGUCUAGGAAUCCCCAACACUGCCCAUUUUGCCAAUGUGACCCAAAUCGAAGACGCUCUGGCACUGUGGGAGAAACUGAAAAAUCAAAAACAAGGUGAAAGAUGGCACCCGGAACAAGAUGAAGAAUUUGAGGACUCACUUGGAAAUGUUGUGAACAGGAAAACGUAUGAGGACUUGAAGCGACAAGGUUUAUUGUAGUGGAUACAAAUAUAUGUUUUGUAAUAUGAUUUUUAAAACAAGAAUACAGAUAAGUUUUA